UUUCGCUAAUCGAUCCAAUCUUUCGCCAUUAAGAAACCAAAACCUAAUGAUAAGAUGAAAUGUUUUUGUGUUAGGCAGAGCUGAAAUACCUGCUCUCCCACUGCUUCCUUCGUCAUCAUAACUGCUCACUUCUGUGAGUUCUGUCCACCUAAUAAGAUGUGAUUUAUAUUUUUUAAAUGAUAUUUUUCUUAAGGCAGUAACAGUGGCCCCCUCUCUCUCUCUCUCUGUUGCUGAGACAAUUAAUGCCUGGUUCAACUCGCUCUGGUGGGUCGUCCGUCCUCCAGAAAAUCUCUUGUUUGAACACCCGUUGGAAGAUCUUUUGCAAAUUGCAAUGUUCCUGUUCAUGAUAACUCCAUAAUCGCUCCAUCUUUUCGAGAUGGGUCCUGUGAUUUUUUAUAGAUUCCGUUGUUUGGAAGCUUGGUAGUGCCUCUCUGCUGAUAUCAUUUCAGUGGGUUCCCCAUUUCUGCUACUGGUAAUGCCUUCUUCUUGAUCCUUCUUGAUUAUUUCUUCUUCCCACACAAUAUACUAAGAUUCUCAGGAGAUAUCAGAAUAGCAGCCAUAGACAAUGCUGCAUGUUAAUUGCCGCUCAUCCUCUUCGUGUUCUUGUCCUUCUUCUACCAUUUCUUCCCCACACUUGAGUUUGCAGAGUUCAAUUUGCAGCUGUCCUGAUAAUUGUUUGCACAAUGAUAUGCUACAUACUUCACCACAAUUAUCCUAUAGUUCUGAUUCUUCUGCUGCAGAACUGAUCAAGGAGAUUGCAGCACUUGAGGUGGAAGUUACGCAUUUGGAACGACAUCUUCUUUCACUAUAUCGGAAGGCUUUUGAACACCAUCUAGCUACCUUGCCUUCCACUAUCAUAGAAGAGGGCUCUAGACCUGACUUGCCAUCUAGGACAGAAUCUCCUUCACAGGACAAAAGAAAUGAAUUCUGUUGCCAUAAGGAUGCUGAUGUGCUCAGCAAUGACACAGUGGAGCAUAAUGGAGUUGCCCCUGAACAUGGUUCCGUUGGUUCUGAUAAUCCCAUUCACCCUCCUCCAGAUGUAACACCUAGAAUGGAUGGCAAGAAUGAUGAUUCAGGGUUCCGCAGCCUUGCAGAUUACCUUGGUGCUUCUUUGAUAGAUGACAUCCCUGAAACCCCAGAUAGACUUUCUGAAGAAAUUGUAAGAUGCAUAUCUGCUAUUUAUUGCAAACUAGCCAAUCCCCCUCUACCCCAGAUAGGCUUGUCAGCAUCUCCAACUUCCUCUUUGUCCUCUUCUAGUACCUUUUCACCUCAUGAUCACUGGAGUUCCGGAUACAGCGAAGAAACUCCAGAGAAUCCUUCUCAGCUUAAAGUGGAGAAGGAUAAGAAUGAGCCAUAUGAUGCAAUGCUAGAAGUUUUGAAGAUAUGUGUAGAUGAUGAAAGGUUUAACUAUGCUGCUGCCAUGCUUCAAAGGUUUAGGUCACUGGUUCAACAUCUUGAGAAGGUUGACCCGAGGAAUAUGAAGCGUGAAGAGAAGCUUUCUUUCUGGAUCAACAUCCACAAUGCCUUGGUGAUGCACGCAUACUUGGCAUAUGGAAUACAUCAUAAUUGCAUCAGAAGUACAUCCAUGGUACUAAAGGCAUCAUAUAAUGUCGGGGGACAUUCAGUAAAUGCUUAUAUGAUACAAAGCUCCAUCUUAGGAUGCCAGUUGCGCCAUUCAUCACCGUGGCUACAGACAUUGUUCUCACCAGGAACAAAGUUGAAAACAGGGACUCGCAAGCAUAUCUAUGCCCUUGAUUACCCUGAGCCACUUGUUCAUUUUGCACUUUGUUCAGGGGCCUACUCUGAUCCUGCGGUCCGAGUCUACACAGCAAAGAAUGUGUUUCAAGAGCUCAGAGUAGCCAAAGAAGAGUUUGUCCAAGUUAGUGUCCACAUCCAGAAGGGAAUGAAGAUUAUCCUUCCAAAAAUUCUUUACUAUUUUGCUAAAGAUGCUUCCCUAAAUUUAUCUGGACUUUUGGAGAUGAUACAUGAAUGCGUAUCAGAAACCCAAAAGAAAUCUAUUGUAAGAUGCAUUAAAGGAAGGCUUGACAAACACAUUGCAUGGGCACCACAAGAUUCUGCCUUCCGGUACAUGAUCCACAGGGACUUGGCCAAAGAAAGAGUAUUCAUGUAAUCAGCCUUUGCUCUGUAAUCAGUCGUAAAUUUAAACUCGUAUGUUGUAAGAGUUGUUACUGCCUUCAUGUAAAGUCAUUGUUAAUGAUAAUACCACACCUUGGGAAAUGAUUGAUGGUGGGAGGACUCCAAUCAAACAUGGUGCUGUGCUGUUAAUAUGUACUAACAAUUAUGAAAAUAAACUUUUCUUGAAUUGGA
Messenger RNA from Nelumbo nucifera (sacred lotus), 2328 nucleotides. RefSeq names its product Serine/Threonine-kinase, putative (Protein of unknown function, DUF547). The record is from RefSeq and is a predicted model, not a curated record. Lineage: Eukaryota; Viridiplantae; Streptophyta; Magnoliopsida; Proteales; Nelumbonaceae.